This is a messenger RNA of Nematocida parisii ERTm1, 1117 nucleotides long. RefSeq lists its product as uncharacterized. Bases 331 to 1110 code for a protein of 259 amino acids. The record is from RefSeq and is a predicted model, not a curated record. NCBI's taxonomy places the organism in Eukaryota, Fungi, Microsporidia. The transcript has a single exon.
GGUGGUACUGGGCAGUCUGUUUAUUAUGCUGGUGCUUACUGUGCGUGAGACAUCUUCUGUCGCUUACUCUUCCCGAGUCUUUGCUUUUUAGCCUUCUUUACUGCUGCCCGUUCUUUCUUUUUAUGUUUGGGCUUGCCAUCUGUGCCCUCUGCUGAUGAGAGUGCAUUUUUUAUUUUCUCUUCUACUUGUGACUUCUUUCUUCUUUCUUGUCUUGAUGGUCGUUUAAAUGCAGUUACUUUCUGGGGCUUUCUUGAUUCCGUUAAGUUUUCCUCUAUUUGCCGCAUUUCUUUUUUUGACUUGACCCUCUUCCCGGGGUGAAUAAUCAGUGGAAUGUGUGCAUACGAGAGUUUCUGCAGUAAUUCUGCGUACUGCGUGGUUGCCUGGUUAAAUUCCUUCUCCCUCCUUAUGUCCUCCUCAACGGGAAUUUGUUCUACGCUUGUUAUUCCGUGGUAUGCCAUAAAAAUUUUACAAAAAAUGGAUAAAAGAACACUUGGUGGAAAGAAGAAAUUAGUAUUCGAGCCAAAGAUGCCCACCCGGCCACUGGAAGAACAGCCUGCAUCCACACCCACAGCACCACCGCAUAAUGAAGUCCGAAGGAAGGAGGUCACUCCCAGGCAUGUAAAACCGUCUAAGCAUCCACAGGCACCGGUGGCAGUGACUCUUAUGGGGGGCGAGAAAGAGUCAAAACCCUUCCUGUUCUCUGCGAAUAACUCUGAGGAAAUAACUGAUGACCAUCUGGAAAUGGUAGACGAUUCUCCAUUAACGGUGAAUAAAAUACUUAAUGCGGUUAAAAGUACGGGGGUAUCUGAGUGUGCGAGUGUUUUAUGCCCAGGGAGCAGGGUCCUCCUACAAAUUCCGAAUAUUUUACCAGCGGGUAAUUGUAGAUACAUAAAUGGGAAACUGCGUAUUGUAAAUAAUGAGAUGUACCUUCACUUGACUGGUCGUAUUUCUGUGGGGUCUUCAGUAGAAGAGCAUGUCUUUCAGAUUACGCCUGUGCGUGUGGGGAUGUCUCAGGAGGGGUACAGGAUUACGAGUGGGGAUACUUCUAUUAGUAAAAUGGGACGGGUUAAUACGAAAUUUAUUUCUUCUGUGGUACGACAGGCUAAGUAAUAAAAGC